GUUUAGAGCAGAUGAAUUGAAUAAGGCAUUCUGCUUGUCGAUAAGUUAAUAUAUUCGUUUUUCUAAGCAUAGUAAUGAGCAGACUUUUUAAAUGUUUGAUUUUUGUUUUACUUGGCGUUUUCAAUGCCAUAAAACAAGGAAACUCAGCAGUUGUCACCAACAAUGAAGCUGAUGACCAACCCAAAGAUUCAGCCCAAACAUUCCCGCCUUUCAUAACACUGCUAGCUCCAGAAAACGUAUCGACAGAUGUGCCUGCUUAUUUCCAAUUACCAUCUAGAUAUUCAAAUACUGAAUACAACGAACUCAGUUUCGCCACACACAGGUCAGAUCUAAUAGAAAUUCCGCUUUGCCCUGAGCUCAGAACGACCAACGAAUCUCUACAAGUAGCUUUACGCUCGUUUAAUGAGAACAUACCUGAUACCAAAAGUUGUUUAUUUGUUACCAAAUUCGAUAAAAACGAGCAGCAAACAUGCAGCCAAGAACCCAAGGCGGGGCUCGCAGUAGUGCGAGACGUGCAUAGAAACGAGAUCAUUUGUGGCAUCAAUGAUGAACAACAAUUGAUUAGCGCUGAAUACUAUAAUUGUGGCACGGAAAAUUAUUUCAAAGAAUAUUACGCAUACGCAUCACUCCCCAGAAAACCAGACGAAAGGGAAGUUCAUCUCCAACCUGAAAUUUAUGGUAUGUACGAAAUAUGCUACGAUUUUAUAAACAGAAAAACAGUAUGGACAAGACACAGGAUUCUGACUCCUGAGCUACUCACACAUAAAAAUUACCCACACAAGGACUUGGACAUAGUUGAUUUGAAAGAAUUUAACACGGAUACAUUUAGCUUGGCAAUGUAUGACAGAACUUUCGCUGAUAUGAAAUAUGAGUACGAAUCUGUCAACACCAAUAUGAAAAUAUACUCUUUAGUACCCAAAGAGCACAUGGCCCUACCCUAUUGGAAAAAAUCCACUGAUCACAUGAUCAAUUCUGCACCCAUACUUCCCGAAUUUAUACCACUAAUGAAAGCUAUUCAUAAUGGAAUUUUAUUAGCUUCAAAUCACGUACAUCGAAAAUUCCAUCAAACAUUGAGAAUUUAUACCAAAGCUGAGACAAUAUACACUUACAAACACAGCGUGUCGUCAGCACUUUACCUCAAGCCACUUAUGAAAUCCUUUUUCCCGAUAACAUCGACCGAUGUAUUUCGACCAAGUAUUUGGUAUACAAUUGUCCACAAUGAAAGCACCAAAUCUGCAGUUCUCAUCGUACUGCAUAAUACUAAAGAAGCUCUUCCAGCAAAGAAAGAGUGUGAUGAGAAGGAUAUGCUGUCAUGUAACUUCAAAAGUUGGGUUGAAAAUCCUGAUUCGAUUAAUCAAGGUAUACUAGAGAAUGCUUAUUGCUGUGUAAUAACGCAAGAACGAGCUGAAAAUUUGUUUUCGAUAGCGUAUUUAAAGAUUCGGGAAACUCUUGAUAUUCAAAAAAUAAUAAAUCCUAUGAAAGACCAGAUCAUCUGAAGUUUUUAAUUAUAUUUUAAAGUAUGAGAUAGAUAUACAUAUGUAAGUAAGCUUAAGGAUGUACGAGGUAUUCAUUUUUUCUAAUCAAUAAGCAAAUUCGAUUAAGUGAUUUUUCAAUAAAUUAAUCAGCAUGUAAUAAAGAGUU
Planococcus citri (citrus mealybug) is the source of this 1641-nucleotide messenger RNA. RefSeq lists its product as uncharacterized. NCBI's taxonomy places the organism in Eukaryota, Metazoa, Arthropoda, Insecta, Hemiptera, Pseudococcidae. The record is from RefSeq and is a predicted model, not a curated record. Bases 75 to 1496 code for a protein of 473 amino acids. The transcript has 5 exons.